AUGGCUGUGACUGGAAAAGAAAGAGGGAAAAAGAAAGGAGUUGGGAUGGCUUUCCUGCCCUUGACCGUAGUUCCUGUAGAUGCCGGGUGGAUCCCAGCGGGUCAGGUAACACAGCAUCUCCAUUUCCCUCAGGUGCUGUCACUGGUGAUCCCCACCCAGCUGCAGAGGGUGACACACAGGGUGACCCACGGGGCCCUGCACAGGCUCUUCCACACCAGGAGCUGUUUGUUUGUUGUCCUGCACAUGGCCUUGCAGGCUGCAGUGUUUGGGGAAUACACCUGGGAGGUGUUUGGGUACUGCUGGGAGCUGCAGUUCCACCUCCUCCUCCUCCUCCUGCCCUACCUGCUGCUGGCUGGGAACAUGGGCUGCUUCCUGCUCUGCUCCCGGGCCAACCCUGGGAUAAUAACGAAGUCAAACCAUGCAUCCCUGGUUAAGGUUUAUGCUUAUGAUGGGGUGAUGUUCCAGAGGGGCACCGUGUGUCCUACGUGCACCAUGGAGAAGCCAGCCAGGUCCAAGCACUGCAGUGUGUGCGGGACGUGCGUGCACCGCUUCGACCACCACUGUGUGUGGCUCAACAACUGCGUGGGGGCCUCCAACGCGGGCUGGUUCCUGCUGUACCUGCUGUCCCUGACGGCCACGGCUGCCACCCUCACUGCCCUCACCCUGGCCCUGCUCACCCGCGUGGUGCUGCUCUCCAACGUCAUGCACAGCUCUUACCUGGAUGCCCAGGGCCAGGAGCACCCUGUGGAGAUUCCCUUCCUGGUCCAGCACCUUUUCCUGACUUUCCCUAGGAUUGUCUUCAUGCUGGGGUUUGUUCUCCUGCUCACACUCGUCCUGGGUGGAUACAGUGCUUUCAGCCUGUACUUGGCCUUCACCAACCAAACCACCAAUGAGUGGUGUAAAUCCAGGAGACUGGGGCUGUCCCACCAUCUCUCAUCACAGCCCCCUGACAGACAACUUGUCUACAAAAACAUUUAUUCUAAAGGAAUCUGGAGGAAUUUAAAGGAAAUCUUUAAGCCUCCUACAGCACUGGAAAGGAAGAAGAAAACAUGAAGAUAUUUGGGCAUCUUUAAACUUUGUGAGAUUUUAUUCCAGCAGUGGGUUUGGAUGCCCCAGCAGCUUCUGGGACAAGAUCACUGCAGGAUUUGGAUUGAUGGUGCCCCAGCAGAGCACCAUUUAAGAUCCCUCCCUCUCUGAGGUUCAGCUCAGUCCUGUCUGCA
Molecule: messenger RNA, 1220 nt
Organism: Empidonax traillii (willow flycatcher)
Lineage: Eukaryota; Metazoa; Chordata; Aves; Passeriformes; Tyrannidae
Gene: ZDHHC4
Product: zinc finger DHHC-type containing 4
Exons: 6
Coding region: 1-1053 (350 amino acids)
Biological process (GO): protein targeting to membrane; peptidyl-L-cysteine S-palmitoylation
Cellular component (GO): Golgi apparatus; endoplasmic reticulum
Molecular function (GO): protein-cysteine S-palmitoyltransferase activity
Source: RefSeq, a predicted model, not a curated record